AUGGAAGGCGUAAACUUUUUAUUUCGUACAUUAUGUACAGUGACCAUUUUGUUCUCAAUCAGUGCAUAUGCGACCGAAAAAAAGUUGAUAGUUGAUCAUGAUGGUGGCGCUGAUGAUGCAAUGGCUAUUUUCUUGGCAUUGCUUAACGAAAAAUACUUCGAUGGCCCUGAAGUAGUUGCUAUAACUACUACACAUGGUAAUGUUGAUGAAAACCAGGUAUUUUAUAACACUCAAAGAAUACUGAAUGUAGCACAACGGCCCGAUGUUCCAAUAUAUAGGGGAAGUCCAUCAGCGCUUAUAAGAGAUUUUCCAUCAGAUUUAUAUUUCGGGUAUGAUGGAUUAGGGGACAAUACAACAACGGUGGAACCCAUAGCAGCACAAAAGGAAAAUGCUGCUGAAGCACUCAUAGCAUUUUCAAAGAAGCUUAAAGGUGGACUGACCAUUGUAACACUGGGACCGCUCACAAACAUCGCAUUGGCAAUGAAGUUGGAUGCUGACUUCAUGUCGAGACUGUCACAAAUAUUUAUAGCGGCGAGUUAUAUUUACACCGACAAUAUUCCGCAGAAAGUUGAAUUUAACGUUAAAAUGGAUAUAGAAGCUUACUAUAUUGUUGUUGAAAAUGGUUUACUUGACAAAGUCACACUUAUCCCUUCAACUACAGUCAAGAGUUAUCUGAAUCUAGGAAAGGUUUGGCGACUCGAUAUCUUAGGGAAAAUACAAUCGAAUGUUAUAAAAGCUAUGAAUGUUUAUGAGAGAAUAUCUUUAUCCAGAUCGAAUGAUUGGCACCCUUUAGACGCUGCUGCGAUGUCAAUAGUGCUGAACGCAAUGAUUGUGGGUGAAGUUAAAUAUACAUGGAAUUAUUUAAAUUUAUGUGGUAACCGCCGAGGGAUGACCGAAAAUAAUUUCAAUUUCAAGACACCUAAUGCUAAAAUAAUCUACACCCUGAAGAAGGAGGCAUAUAGAGUUUUCUUACUGAAAAUAUUUUCAGCUGAUGUUGAAAGUGAAAAUUAA
This is a messenger RNA of Leptidea sinapis, 1011 nucleotides long. RefSeq lists its product as uncharacterized. Gene Ontology annotation, molecular function: hydrolase activity, hydrolyzing N-glycosyl compounds. The record is from RefSeq and is a predicted model, not a curated record. The transcript has 8 exons. NCBI's taxonomy places the organism in Eukaryota, Metazoa, Arthropoda, Insecta, Lepidoptera, Pieridae. Bases 1 to 1011 code for a protein of 336 amino acids.